Molecule: messenger RNA, 3285 nt
Organism: Ceraceosorus guamensis
Lineage: Eukaryota; Fungi; Basidiomycota; Exobasidiomycetes; Ceraceosorales; Ceraceosoraceae
Exons: 4
Coding region: 1-3285 (1094 amino acids)
Source: RefSeq, a predicted model, not a curated record
AUGCCGCCAAGACGAGGCGAGGCGAUAGGCACCGGGCGCAUGCGGACAGUCUCGUCCAGAAAUCAACUCUACACUUUGCAGCAUCAUGCGUCAUCCUCAUCCUUGGUAGCGACCCUCCCCGCUCCCACGUCCGGUGGAGCGGUCGCAGGGUCGAGCUCGGAGCCCAAUAUCGAUGUCAACGAUAGACGAGUCGCCUUAACAGCACCAGACAACAUGAGACGCAAGCGACAAGAAGCUCGGGAUAAGCGUGCCAAAGUGAAGAAGAAGAAAGCAGCAGCUGCUAAUGCUGCUGCCAGCGCUUUGGCUGGAGUUUCACUGGGCCAAAGUGUCGCGUCUGCGACACUUAGUAGUGCGAGUGCUAGCGCUCGAAUAAGCGGAGAAGAGAGGCGAGGCUCCGUUUCAGAGGGUCCAAAUUCCGACCGCAAUGGUCAUAGCGCUACGCACAGGUCAGAUGGUAGAAGGAGAAGGCCUGCUCUGGAAGACGUUCGGCCGCCAAGCUCGGCCAGCUUCACUCAGCUUGGCACUCCUCGCCCCACUUCUCGCUCAAGCACUCGAUCGCUACCUGCUCACACCACGAGCAGUCCAUCUACACGCCCCUCAGGUGGCCAUCCAGCAGACGACACGACUCGAGCACCCGACAGCACAGCGGCGGCAUAUGCGGCAGCAGAUGCCGCUGCUUUGGCCGAGAUCGCCGACUUCAGCACAGCACGGCAACGCACAGACAUUUAUAGCGCCUCUUUUCUCGGCCAGGUACCAGGCGCCGACGACAUUCUUGUGGAUGACCUCGGCGAAUUGGACUUGCCUCCUAUUUAUCCUGCUGGUGAGGCUCCACCUCAGGCGCCCGGACCACCAAGUCAGCCUCGAAUACCAAACUCCCCGCCUCCCGAAUUUCGAAGCGAAGAGAGCAGCUCUGGAUCUGAGAGCGAAGCGGGCGAUAAGGCACCAAGACUCUUGAGCGCGUGGGAGAGGGACGUCGAGGAGGGGCUACCUUUCGAGGAGCGCAUGGAAAGGGAAGCACGGAGGAGAGGCCAUCUCCAGUCGUUCGCGGAUGGUAGAUUCCUUGAAGGCGCCCAGCCAGAUAGCUCCCAUGCACCGCCGCAUGAGAGUGCGCUCGACGAGCGUGCGCCGCUUGAUGGAGUUUCCACCCUGCCGGCGGCGACACCGGUUGAGAACAAGGAAGGUCAAGCGGACGACACAGACCGAAGCGCCGUGAAUUCCGUCGAUCUGGGGGCGUUGGUCUUAGAGGCUCGGAACCGGCGACACCAGAACACCUUGUUGCAAGAAGUAGGAGGAAAUGCAGACUCGUGGACGCAACUAACAGAGGCCCAAAGCCCCCGCCUGUCGACUGUCACACCACCAGCGAACGGAAGUGGCGAGCGCGCUCAUGCAACAGGCUCUGAUAGAGCUUCAGAAUCCUCGGCUGCGUCCAGCCAAGCACACUCAGCAUCCGCACCUCGCCCUACGCAGCCAGCGGGAGGGUCGAAGCCUGCAGAGGCACUCCGACUGCAAAGUACAACCCCAGGCAGCGGUCUUAGGACGUCGGUAAGCGCACCAGCUCCAGUCGACGCGGUCGAGCAGGCCGCUUCGACUUCCUUCAGCAGCAGGACGCUAGCCGCUCAGGGCGCACAAGGGCUUUCGAGGCGCGCGUCACAUCGUAGAGUCGUAUCCGACAGCAGAGCGAAUGGAGCUGUCUCAUCUCCUCUUUCUCGAAACGAAGAGCUGCCCAAGAAGACUGCCACUACCAGGUCAAUGGCAAGAGGCAAGGCGACUCGACUGAGGUCACGGCCUGCGAGUGAGAGUCACACAAGAUUCAGGGAUGAUGCGACUGCCGCAGCGCAGCGCCGUGGUGCUUUGUGGGCCGCUGCCUCGGCACAACCUGUCGAGCUCGUCAAAGCUCCUGGUCGUAUCUCCUCUGUGUCCAGUAACGUCGCGCCUGGCGAAGACAAUGCCGCCCUGUACGCCUUAGCGCAACAUAAAAUCGAGCGUGCUACAUCUCUCUCUGAAUCAGAUGAUUCGGAGGAGGACUGGCAAGCAGACAAACGCGCGAUAGAAGCGCUACAAAGAGCAGGAGCUCCACCUUCGGCAGUAGCAGAUAGCGAUACGGAUGAGGAACUCAAAGUGCCAGGAAGAUUUGCUCGACUUCGCUCUGACUCUCUCAACUAUACUGAUCUUUCUGGUCCUGUGCCGCGAGCACCACCUCCGCUUGUUCUUGGACGGUCUCGAGGAGGCGCUGCCUAUUCUUCGAGCAGCGAGUCGUCUAGCGAUGAAAUGGGCCGUCCAGACGAUUCUUCGAGCGAAGAAGAUGGAAUUACCGCCGCUAAUCCAACUCGACAACGGCACCCACUCGAAUUUAGACUGGUGAACGGCGCCGAAAGGCAGAGUAGAGUAGAUCCUGCGAAUAUUUCCUUGUCUCGUGCUUCGUCCGUUACGAGCACAUCCACGCAAAGCAGUCGCCGCGCUCAUUUCGUAGAAGAUCCCGUCGAGGACGACAAAAUUGCCGAUAGCGUCUUGCGCACAUUGUCUCCCGGCCGCGUAGACAAGGGCAAGACUCCGAUGCGACCCGAAAGGUGGCUACCAGCACAAUCACCGGACUCUUUGCCUCCGAGUCGUGGGCAUGAUGCGCCACCCCUUUCCUCCAUGGCUACUGCUGCUGGCACGUUCGAAGAGGACGAUGGCAGCAGCGGCAGCUUCUCGGACGAAUCUUUGGAAGACGCAAACGCGACGCUAAGAGCUUCGGCAGCACCGCGAAUGGCACACAAUGCUGUUGACACGCAAGGCACGCUCCGACCUGCUGUAAGCUCUCGCCUCAAGGGUCUCUUCGUCACCCCAUUACACGAUGGCAGAGCUGGUGAGGUGACAGACAGCUUCACUGAACGCAGUCCGCCAGAGCCGAUGCAAGACGAGGCGAGUGUUCGAUCUGGUAGGGACGGUCGGUCUUUGUUCCGACAGCCCCUGACCGAGCCCGUCAAGCCUAGACAAAGCGGACCAAAGGCGCUUCCGCGACCGCCUGUAUCCUCUACCGAUCCCGACAAAGCCCGAGCACAGGCCCUUGCCCAGCUGACCCGCCUAAGAACGACCACCAAUGGCUCCAACAACGACUCUCUCACCGCUCUGGAGGCGUUGCUCCUUUGUCAAUCCACGUUCGAGCGGUGCACCCAGACCGCUCGGCCGCCUGCCCACCAUAACGGCAGAGACGAGGCAUUACGCUCCGGAAAAGCAUUCAUGGUCGAGCAAUGGAAGAGCAAGACGCGCUGCAAGAACCGCUCUCGCCUGAUCGUGCCAUGA